GAUCGUUCUACUUUACGAACGGAAUUUUUCUAAUGACAGAAAAUAUAUCAUAUUUCUUAACAUCGCUCUGUUCUUUGCGUUCUAUUUCAGACGGAACGAUGAAAAGAACUUUUACGCCAAUAAGUUUCUUCUGAAAUCCCGGAGUCUUUUCAUUACAGCCAUUUUGCAAUUACAUGUUUUUCUUUUCGAUAUCUGGACAAAGGACAAACUGUGUCCUUUGAUAUCCCAGGGUGUUUUAAUGCUUUUAAGAUCUAAACUUUAUUUGAUACUCGUACAAUUGGUAAUACAUCACCGCGUUGCACGAUUUUCUUUGACGAUAGUUCUGGUAUUAUUUUAUACUCCGUGCGUGUAAUACAAAUUUGCAAUGCAAAUAGAUAAUUGCCUGUUCGAAAGAGAAAAAGAGAGAGAAAAAAGUGAUGGAAACGCCACUUUUUUUUUUAUUUUAUUUUUCACUCGUACGUUUCUACGGCAACUGCGAUAUGAGAAAAUAUCGAGUGGGGCAGCCGGUACGUGCAUCUUCAACGCGCAUAAAUUUUCCAGAAGUUUGUUACGCGAACGUUUCGUUCGCGCACAAGCACGCAAAAUGCAGGAGCGAACUCUGCUACUCGAUGUUCAGUUGUACGAGAAAAUGAGACGCGAGUACACCACGCUUUUAUCAAGCGCCAUAAAUUCAGAACGUUCACGACAAUGGGAAUUUUUUAACGCGAUGUUCAUUGAACACGCGAAAUAAAAAACCGUAUCGGAAAAGUGAAAAUGCGACAAACGAAGGAAAGAAAAAAAGAUCAAUGUUACUUUCCAUAUAUACUCACUUUAAAUCUUGAGAAAACUGCGACAACAAAAAACUAUUUAAAGGGGGCCUGUGACACGCAAAAGGUUAAGAACCGCUGCUCCAGAGGUCCUUGGACUGUAGCUCUUAUGCUUUAAUUUGUUGUUUAAUUUUAUUAUAGUUAAACUAGAAUAAUAUCAGUAGUUGUUGGGCUCUAAUUAAUGUUCUGGUUUAUUUAUUCAGUGUUUAAUCCAUUUUUGCUUGUUUAUUUUUUUCUUCUUAGACAACAUAACCAUUUCUAACCUUAUAAGAAUUGCAGUUUCCUCGUUUAACAUUGAUGAUUGUUAGAAUACCGUACUUACAAUGACACUAACUGCAGGAAAGACGGCAGGUAGAACUUGUUGGUAAAUCCGUCGUAAACUUUCCUAUGUAUUGCACGAGAGUUGCCUUUCGAAUUUCCUGCGGGUUUGUAUCUUCGCGGACUAACCUUCCAUAGACUUCCGUGCAUAUGGCGAUCUUAUGGAAGGUUGGCCCGCGGGCUUGGUUUCUCCGUACGUGGCCGCAAGGGAAACCUCUGCGUGUUUGGUUAAAUUGCCCGCAAGGUUUACCAGAAUUUCGGCCCGCGAACUUGUCAUUAAUGUUUGAAGUUUUCUUGACGACCAAGUAUCAGUUUCACCAAACAAUUUCAUUAUAGUAAAAAUGAGUGAUAUGAGAAUGUGGUCACAUAAAUUUAUAACUGAAUUCAUUGAACUCUAUAAAUCAUUUCCGUGUUUGUACAAUUUUAAAAGUGAGGGGUACACGCACAAACAAUUAAGAAAUACUUGUUAUAAUAAAAUGGUGGAGAAACUUAAAGAAAUUGACCCAACGGCAACAAAAGAUAGCGUUGUUAAAAAGAUUGGUAACAUGCGUAGUUCGUAUAGAAAAGAAUUGAAGAAAGUAAAAAGGUAUAAAAGAAAUGGAUCUGUCUAUGAGCCAUCGCUUUGGUAUUUUCACUUACUUGAUUUUUUGUACGAUCAUGAAGUUUCACGAAGCCGCAAUGCAAACACUUCACAGGAGGAUAACAAUGAAGACGAGGAAGAGGUAAAUGAUGAAGAUGACACAUAUGAAAGUUAUAGUAAAUUACAGUCUCCAGAAGAACAAACUACAGAUUUGGAUCCAUUAGCACUCCCAAAUCUAUCAGAAACACCUUUGCCUCAUUUAAGCGCUAGUAGUGUAUCAAAAAGAAUUCUUGGCAAAAGAAAAAUAGAAGAAUCACAGUCAAAACAAGACAUUGAAUUUGAUUUUGUCGAUGACAAAUUGCAGCAGACACAAAAUAAAUAUACAAACUAUGGAGCAUAUAUCAGUGAUGAAUUAAGUGACUUAUCACCCACUAUGGCAAUAUACUGUCAAAAAUUAAUCAAUGAUGCUAUUUUUGAGGCAAAAUGUGGAAAUUUAAGUAGACGAUCUCGAAUAUGGACACCACCUGAAACAACUAAUGUACCUUUAACUUAA
Colletes gigas is the source of this 2257-nucleotide messenger RNA. RefSeq lists its product as uncharacterized. Lineage: Eukaryota; Metazoa; Arthropoda; Insecta; Hymenoptera; Colletidae. The record is from RefSeq and is a predicted model, not a curated record. Bases 1466 to 2257 code for a protein of 263 amino acids. The transcript has 2 exons.